Molecule: messenger RNA, 2204 nt
Organism: Melanaphis sacchari
Lineage: Eukaryota; Metazoa; Arthropoda; Insecta; Hemiptera; Aphididae
Gene: Tdc2
Product: tyrosine decarboxylase
Exons: 13
Coding region: 216-2204 (662 amino acids)
Biological process (GO): amino acid metabolic process
Molecular function (GO): carboxy-lyase activity; pyridoxal phosphate binding
Source: RefSeq, a predicted model, not a curated record
AUUUAACUGAUACAUUUUAUAAUAAAUAUUAUGAGAAGUGCUUCAUACUAUUCUCGGAUCAAAGGAUUAAAGGGUAUCCUGGCCUGUUUAGAUAUAAAUGUUGGCCGCUAGUUUCACGCUACAGGCAGUCGUUACGAGAGCCUUCCACAACUGUUCUAUACCUCCAGCAGUUUGGACGCGCCGCAUUCCAAGUAUAUCAUAGACAAAUUUAUAAAAUGGAUACGGAACAAUUUCGCAAACAUGGCAAAGAAAUGGUGGACUAUAUAUGUGAAUAUUUAGAGACAAUAAAACAUAGAAGAGUGACACCAACGGUAAACCCUGGAUGGUUAAAAAAUCAAAUCCCACUAGAAGCACCUGUACAUCCGGAGGCAUUCGAUGAAAUAAUGAAAGACGUUGAAAACAUUAUUAUGCCAGGAGUAACUCAUUGGCAACAUCCAAGAUUCCAUGCUUAUUUUCCUUCUGGUAAUUCAUUUCCUUCAAUUUUAGCAGAUAUGCUAUCUGAUUCUAUAGCAUGUAUUGGUUUUUCAUGGGCUGCAAGUCCUUCGUGUACCGAAUUGGAAACUAUAGUUUUGGAUUGGCUAGGUAAAGCCAUAGGAUUACCAGAAGAGUUUUUAACAUUUUCAGAAGAAGCAUCAAAAACUAUUAAUUCUGCGAGACAAGGUGAUAGCGAAACCGAAGUACACAAUGGAAAAGGCGGUGGAGUACUUCAGAGUUCAGCAAGUGAGUGCAUAUUUGUUUGUAUGCUAGCAGCUCGAGCUCAAGCAAUAAAACGAUUACGAAAACUUCACCCAUUUAUUGAAGAAGGUGUUCUACUAUCAAAACUGAUGGCUUACUGUUCUAAAGAAUCACACUCGUGCGUGGAAAAAGGGGCUAUGAUGGCGUUUGUUAAAUUACGUAUACUGGAGCCUGAUGAAAAUAAUAGUUUAAGAGGGGCUACGUUAAGACAAGUGAUGGAACAAGACGAAGCGAUGGGAUUAAUACCGUUUUUCGUUUCCACUACAUUAGGAACGACGUCAUGUUGUUCAUUUGACAAUAUACCCGAAAUUGGUUUAGUAUGUCAGCAAUUUGAAACUGUUUGGUUACACGUUGAUGCUGCGUAUGCAGGAAGUGCAUUCAUAUGUCCGGAGUUUCGGUCUCUAAUGAAUGGUGUACAAUAUGCAGACUCUUUUAACCUCAACACAAAUAAGUGGUUGUUAACAAAUUUUGAUUGUUCAUGUCUUUGGGUAAAAGAUCGGUUAAAAUUAACUUGUGCUUUGGUGGUCGAUCCUCUCUAUUUACAACAUGGUUAUGCUGGUGCUGUAGAUUAUAGACACUGGGGUAUACCACUGAGUAGACGUUUCAGAUCACUAAAGCUUUGGUUUGUGCUACGCACAUACGGAAUUUCUGGACUUCAAAAAUAUAUUAGGCAUCAUUGUCAACUAGCAAAACGUUUUGAAAGAUUAGUCAGAAGCGAUAAUAAGUAUGAAGUCUUAAACGAUGUGAAGAUGGGGUUAGUUUGUUUUCGUUUGAAAGACGAUCCGACCAAUAAACUAAAUAAAAAGCUCUUAGAAACCAUUAACGAAUCAGGAAAACUUCACAUGGUGCCGUCAUUAGUACACGAAAAGUAUGUCAUCAGGUUUUGUGUAGUUGCAGAGCAUGCUACAGAAGAUGAUAUUGAUUACGCCUGGAAAAUUAUUAAAGAGACAGCUGUAACAAUCGUGUACAACGAACAAGAACUCACAGAAAAACGAGAAGAACAAGUGGAUGAAGUGUUUGAGUUAUCAGAACGUAAAAAGAAGGAUGAUUUGGCCUACAGGAGAUCAUUCUUUGUUCGAAUGGUCAGUGAUCCAAAAAUAUAUAAUCCUAUAAUUGCUCGAUCAUCCCCUGGAUCUCGCAGACAUACUCAUUUAAGUUCAAUGGAUGAUGAUAUCCAUGAUCCAUUAUCCAUUGCUACAAGUGAUACAGAAGAUACAAUGACUCAACCAGCAAGUUCAUGGAUAAGUUGGCCAUUAGCAUUUUUAUUUCAAGGCGUAUUUGAUGAUAAAGAAGGAAAUGAUGUUCCUUUAAGAUUUAGACAUUUAGCAACUAAAAUGCACUUUAAAUCAAAAAGCAAAUCACCGGAACACUUGGCCACAGAAGAAAACAGAUCACGGCGCAAUUCUCCAGUAUUUCCAAGGAAAUCUAGUUAUAUUAAAACUGAAAAUGAAAGUAACAUGCAAAAAUAA